Messenger RNA from Anastrepha obliqua, 1848 nucleotides. RefSeq names its product protein yellow (gene yellow-g2). The record is from RefSeq and is a predicted model, not a curated record. The coding region runs from base 163 to 1326 and encodes 387 amino acids. Lineage: Eukaryota; Metazoa; Arthropoda; Insecta; Diptera; Tephritidae. The transcript has 2 exons. Gene Ontology annotation, cellular component: extracellular region.
CAAAUAAAAAUUACCGCUGAAGUUGCAAAUAAGCAGGCAGCAAAUAAGAAAAGCGCUGUAAAAAAUAUAUGAAUAAAACGAUUUUAAUAGAAAAAUUCUUAACGAAAUAAAAACACCCGGCGUAAACGCUUUGCGAACAUUUACCAAACAAAAAAAAAAAAAAUGUGGACUCCUUACCUACUGGCUACAGCCUUCGCAUCCUGCUAUUGGUCAUGUGCCACUGCGUCUAAACACAGCAGCUAUGAUAUGCCUGCCAGCGCUGAAACUCCGCACACGCCACCUGUGAUCCAAUCGUUACAAUGGACGGGCGGCCAAUUUGAGUUUCCCGGCUCAUCGCUUGCACUCUUCAAAAGUUCGGGCAAGUACAUCGCGAAAAAUGUGAUAGCGACGCGUGCGCAAAUAGUUGGUGACACCGUUUUCCUGGCCAUGCCGCGUUACAAGCACGGCGUACCCGCCACACUGGUGAAGACCACACUGAACCCCGGCACUUGUCACAGCAAACUCGCACCCUUCCCCUGCUGGAAUAUGCAGGACGAUAGCACAUGCAAGGGCUUUCAGUCGGUGGUUGAUUUAGUUGUCGAUCAAAAUGAGGUACUCUGGGUGCUGGACACAGGCGUUGUGAAUACACUCGAGACGCCCGAACGCAAAUGUGCCGCCAAGGUGGUGGCACUUUCCGUGAAAACCGGCAAGGUGCUGAAGUCUAUUUCGUUGGAGGGCCUAACCUCGCCCAAUUCGCGUCUGCAGUAUGUGGUGGUGGAUUAUGCGGCCGAUGGCAGUUGCUUCGUGUAUGUGAGCGAUGCCGCAAAUCGUGCAAUCAUCGUCUAUAAUUUGCAAGCUGAUCGAGGCUUUCGUGUGAUCUUGCCAAAAGCGGUCGCUUCCGGCUGUAGAACGCGUGAUGUGCUGUACAUAGCGCUGAUACGCAGAGAUUGUGGCACAACCGAAUUAUACUUCACUUACCUGAGUACGAACAAACUCUUCUCGUUGGAAUCGGAGUAUUUGCGGAGUGGCGUAGCCGAUGGACGCAUAAUGGAUUUGGGCAAGAAACCAUCGCGCAUGGUGAUUAUCGGCACCGAUAAUGGCUCGGCAAUAUUCUUCCGCAAUGAAGGCGAUUCUGAGGUCUAUCGCUGGGACACCUCCACUGCCUUUGUGGAGACAAACUUCAAGCCUGUCUACCGAAGCGACACUUGCCAGCUGGCGACACAUGCGCUGCCCGACUACAAGCACAAUACCAUGCGGAUAUUGGAAAGUAAUUUCCCGGAUUAUAUGCAGAAUCGAGUGGGUUGUGGAGCAGUGCAGAAAUUGUCUGUAAUGCAGGGAUGCUGGUAAAAGUUGGGGCUGAAUGCGAGGAAUGUGAGGUGUUAUAGAGAAAUUAAAAGAGUCUGCACUUGGAAAGUUGUAUGCCCCAAAAAAACAAAAAAAAAAAAAAAAAAUGGAAGAAAGUAAAGAGAAAAAGUAAAGAAGGUGAAAAGAAAUUAAGAAAGAAAGCGAAGAAGUCUAGUAUAAAAUGAUAAGGAAGUGGAAAGGGCGCACAUUUUAUGGUUUAUGAAAACUAAAGUAAAAAAAGUAACAUCUUAAUGCAAAUAGGAAGCAGCAUUUGAACUGAUAGUAAUAAGACUUGGUUUCGCUUGGCGCCGUUAGCACGAGAAAGACAUGACUGACGCGCUUUGCUAAACUCGGUCAAAAUCGUACUAAUUAAGAAGAAGAAUUAGUGUAUAGAGCCAAAAAGUGUAAAAUGUUAGAGUAGUAAUAUAUUGGUGAUGGGUAGGCCAUGCUUAGCCACAACUAAAGGGUGGUUAAGUUUCAAGGGCCGGUGUUGAUUUUGAAUAAAAUACAAUUUUUUUAAGAAAA